GGGUAAGAAAACGGAAAAUCGACACACGAAGGCGAUUUCUCGCGAGAAUGUAUCGGCCGGCCGUUGCUUCAUCUUCUCCGGUGGCGGUGGCGAUCGCGUUGGCGGUAAUCCAACUGAUCAUAAUACUUCCGGCCGCCGUCGUAGCUCGCACGAAACCGAUUCCGGCCGAGCCAUCAAAACUCGACGAAUGGAUCGAGAACAACAUGAAAGAAUAUCACGAACGUAAGGCGAACGACACCGGAGUCAAAGCCCUAGACAAGCGGCUCGCCAUGGCGGAGGACGCCGUUCGGCUUAUCACGGUACGACCGGACGGCCGCGGAAAUUUCACCACCAUCACCGCCGCGAUCGAGAGCAUUCCGGCGGGAAACACGGCUCGAGUCAUAGUGUGGAUCGCCGGCGGAAUUUACCGCGAGAAGAUCACGAUCGACGCGUCGAAGCCGUUCGUUACGCUGUACGGACAGAACGGGAAAAUGCCGGUGAUAACGUUCGACGGCACGGCGUCGGAAUUUGGAACCGUGCAGAGCGCGACGGUGGCGGUGGAAUCGGAUUACUUCGUCGCCGUUAACAUUGCGUUUGUGAAUUCAGCUGCAAUGCCUGACGUAAGAGUGUCGGGAGGACAGGCAGUGGCAAUGAGGAUAUCUGGGGACAAGGCAGCAUUCCACCACUGCCAUUUCAUAGGAUUUCAGGACACAUUAUGCGACGACAGAGGCAGACAUUUCUUCAAGGAUUGUUACAUCGAAGGCACUGUUGACUUCAUCUUCGGCAAUGGCAAAUCCCUCUACUUGAAAACUAGAAUAAACUCAGUGGCGGAAGGGAUGGGAGUGAUCACAGCUCAAGCGAGGGAAGAUGCAACAGACGACAGCGGAUUCACAUUUGUAUAUUGCAACAUCACAGGAACUGGAAACACGUAUCUAGGAAGAGCAUGGAAGGAGAGAACUCGUGUGGUUUUUGCCUACACAUACAUGGGAAAUCUCAUUAACACCGAAGGAUGGUCCGACAAAAUGCACCACGGAGAGCCUAGAAAGAGUAUGUACUAUGGAGAGUACAAAUGCAUGGGGCCCGGGGCGACCCCAGCGGGACGAGUGAAGUAUGCGAGAAUACUCUCCGACGAAGAAGCGAGGGCAUUUUUGAGUAUGACUUAUAUUCAUGGAAACAAAUGGCUUCUCCCACCCCCACUUCUUUCUUUUUCCCGUUCUCAUCCCAAUACCUUCCAUUGAAAAUGUACAAAGGGCUAUUGAGGGUAGCUUUUUUGUCCCAUGUUUUAGUUUCAUUCAUUUGUAAUUGUUGUACCAAAAACUCACACCUUCCUCUCAUUAUACCCCUCUCCUCUCUCUCUCUUGUAUGUGUUUGUGUUCUCUUUCAUAACGUUAUUUUCCAAUGUUAAUUAGUUUGCCAAAGAGCAUUUGUACUUGCUA
Messenger RNA from Momordica charantia (bitter melon), 1415 nucleotides. Its product is annotated as putative pectinesterase 63. The record is from RefSeq and is a predicted model, not a curated record. NCBI's taxonomy places the organism in Eukaryota, Viridiplantae, Streptophyta, Magnoliopsida, Cucurbitales, Cucurbitaceae. Gene Ontology annotation, molecular function: pectinesterase activity. Gene Ontology annotation, biological process: cell wall modification; pectin catabolic process.